Molecule: messenger RNA, 517 nt
Organism: Dendrobium catenatum
Lineage: Eukaryota; Viridiplantae; Streptophyta; Magnoliopsida; Asparagales; Orchidaceae
Exons: 1
Coding region: 106-363 (85 amino acids)
Source: RefSeq, a predicted model, not a curated record
CCUUCUCUUUCCCUUCUCUCUCCCCAUCGCGGGUCACCUUCUUUCUCUCUCUAUCUCUUCACCCUCACCCCCCCUCUCUCUCUCUCUAAUCUCUCUUCCGCCGCGAUGGCAAAGUACGUGGAGCUUAUCGAUAUGGGGGUGAGAAUAGCGGCUCGCUUCCAUUCCCACUGCCCUCACACGGCUCGCCUGUACUACCACCCCCCUGCCUCGUCCAGCGCCAACGAAGGAGACAUCGCCGAAACCACCGCCGGAGUCUCCGCCGCCGAAUCUGCCGGCGUGCGUGUUCCGGCCAUAGGCUGCCGCAGUAAAAAAGUCUCCUUUGAAUCGUCGCCGACGGAGAUUAUUCUUUCUGCUGUUGUCUGAACGCAGCUGAUGAAAAUCUCAGCGCUUAUUUGAGAAGAAAAUUUUGACUUUGUUUUUAUUUUAUUUUUAGGGUUUUUUACAAUUUCUAUACGGUUGAAUUUUGGCAAUGAUGGAUUAUUAUUUAUUUUAUUUAUAUGAUGAAGCGAUUUAAGUA